Molecule: messenger RNA, 2433 nt
Organism: Styela clava
Lineage: Eukaryota; Metazoa; Chordata; Ascidiacea; Stolidobranchia; Styelidae
Molecular function (GO): protein binding
Source: RefSeq, a predicted model, not a curated record
CAUUUUCGGGCAUUGACGCUACUACAUUUCAUGAAUUGAUGGACUGAAACUGAGUCACAUGACGAAAAUAAAACCGAACGUUCAUUUACUACAGCCUGUAAGCGGUACGUUGGUAGGGGAUAACUUAUUGCUAUUCUGAGCGGUUUGUGGGAAUAUAGACAGCUGGUAGUUCGACAGCAGAUACCGUAAAGUGAUAAAAAUAGCAGUUGUUCAAAAAGUUAAUCAAAGUUACUUUGGGUCAACAGGGUAUUUGCAGUCUUUAUUCCGCUAUCCGAUAAUGUACUGAAGUCUGGUUAUAUUAAAUUUCCUUUUUCGAAACAAACAAAACGAUUUACAGUCGCUUGCUUUUGGUCAUUUUCUUUGUAUGCAUUGGGAACGCGUGAGAUGAACCUAUUAACGCAUUAAUUUCGAACAGGUAAUUGUGUCCAUACUGAUCGUAGUUUCAGCAAGUGAACCUUUAUCACCCGCAGUGUGCACUUCAAUGUGACCAUUUCUAAAUAUAUAUUUAAUGAAUAGGUUAUAUUCGAUAUACAGAUUACUAAAUUUUAACACUUGAAAGAUAUAUUUCAAUAUGUUCAUCUUUUAUUAAUAGAACCAACGCAAACCAUGUCGAAACAUAUUUCAUUGUAAAUAAUAACUUUUGACUGCCGUCUGUUGGUAUUUGUCGCUUUCACCGAAACCGGCAAGGGCUGGUAAAACAUAAUAUAUAUACGAUAUUAUAGUGUUGCGAAAUUGAGCUAGCAAAACUGAUUUAGCCGAAUAGAAAUUGCGGAAAUAAAGAAGAUACGCGAUAACCUGACGCAAUGGCAGCCAAAUGGUGGAGGUGUAGCGUGACAAGUUGGUUGCCACAAGGUGGGCAAAAUUAGUAAUAAGCUAAAUUGAUAGCAUUUCCGUAUGCAUAUGCCAUAUUACAUGAAUUGAGAACAAGCAGAUAAUGAGUCACAUGACGUAGCCCGGGUUGCGUCACAUUGAAAAUUGCUAUAUAUUAGAACCGUCAACAUAGCACAAAAAUAAUCAGUGAAGUUGGGGUCUGCGGACUCAGAACGAAUUUUGUGUUCUACUGAAACGAAAAUUUCCGUGAAACUGAAAUUUCUCACGUUCUUUCGUGUAAAUUCAUUCCCACGGCAAAGUAUUUCCUUGACCAGGGAAAUACUAUACGUAUCUGUAGUACCGAGCUUGAGGAUUUACGACAUCGAAAAGAAUUCUCUCUACAUUUAAAUCCUUAUUCUUGAAUUGGCGUAAUUACUGUGAUUAGAUAUUUCUUUGAUUUAUUGUAAAUUGAAUACGUUUUUGUAUUUUCUGUUCAUUUUUUCUCACUUAACUGAGAAGUGUGUUACAAACAAGCGUUGCACUGAACUUUUCAUAUUAUGCAAAAUAAUGUCAGAGCGCAAAAAGAAGUUUCUACGAUGGUGCAAAGGAAUUAAAAAAGUUCCUGCAUCAGAUCCGUCAUAUGAACCUAACGACGAUGACGCAAUGAGGAAACUAUCGUUGAAUGAAACCGAAGUCGAAAAGCAAUAUAAUUCUGUUAAUGAAGAAAGAGCGCGUCUUUUCAUACAGAUGUUCGAAUUUCAUAAAGCUAUUAUUCUCCUGGAAGAAAUGCCUCCUAGCCUAGGCCAGCGACUGAUGCUGAUAGAAUGUUACUUUGAAGUCGGAAGAGAAGACGAAGCGAAACAUUGUAUAAAAAGUUUAAUAGCUUUGAUGACGUCACCACCACGACCAAAUGUCGAUGAUGUCACAGAACUUAUUGAUGGGUAUAUGAUUACUUCAUAUAAUAUUCGCGCUUUAGUGUUAUUGCAGUGCGUCUGCCAUCUCCUCCUGUUAGAAACGACUGCACAUGAAGUGGUGGUAGCUGCUAUUGAAAAUUGUUCAUAUAAAACUUACUGCAUAUUUGAAAGUUUGAUUGAACAAGGUGGUUGUGUGCAUGAAUUAACUAUGAAAUGGGGACCCAUGUUACUUCAAGACAUUUUGAAAUUACUGCGUUGUGUGAAUAUCGCAGAUAUAGACAUACGGCUUGAGCACGAGGCCAGAUGUCUUAACAACUUGGGUCUUUUAUAUCGUUGUUGUAAAGAUUAUGAAACAUCUGCGAUGUCAUUCAAAGAAGGUGCCCAAGUCUUAUCACAACUGAAAUUUCACAAAGCGACAACGUACAAGAUUCUUGGAGAUCUUCUGAAAAACAUGGGUCUGGUGCUACAUGAAACUAACAAUCUUUGCGCAGCGGAAGAGGCCUAUUUAAAGUCAUUGGACGCAUACGGAAAAGCAGAAAGAAUGGAAAGGGAAGAGAGACGUAUGAAAGUUAAAACUAUAUAAAUGCUAUACUUUAAUUUGUCAAAUUUCAGCAUUGUUCAUGUAUGCAAAAAUAGAGAAUCGCCUAUUCAUAUUUAUUAUGUUAUUCGUACAAGUUGAGACAAUAAAAUUACCUCUAUGCAAAAUGUG